Molecule: messenger RNA, 1851 nt
Organism: Herpailurus yagouaroundi (jaguarundi)
Lineage: Eukaryota; Metazoa; Chordata; Mammalia; Carnivora; Felidae
Gene: CFAP45
Product: cilia and flagella associated protein 45
Exons: 12
Coding region: 79-1719 (546 amino acids)
Source: RefSeq, a predicted model, not a curated record
CGCAUCAACAUCCAGCGCCCUGGUGGCGGUGUGGGCUUUGGAGGCGGCGGAGGCGCGCAGCCAGAGCCUGCGGCUGAGAUGCCGCUGAGCGCCGCUGGCAUCCUGAGUUCCUCUUCCAACAGGUCGAGGAAUAAAACUCGCUAUCGGACCAAAGCCGUGAGCUCCGAGGUGGACGAGAGCCUCUUCGGAGGUGUCAAGCCUCUGACCCAGGACAACAGUCCUACCGUGCUGCUCCGAGAUAAGCACGCCAUUCGGAAGACUCUCGCUGCCCUGAGCUUGGACCACAAGCCGGAGACCAUCCAGGUCGUCACCCGGGACAUGGUCCGGAAACUCAUUGUUCCCGCCAAGGAUCCCUCGGGGGAGUCCCUCAUCAUGAGCCCUGAGGACUUUGAGCGCAUCAGGUGGGCGUCCCACGUCCUGAGCAGAGAAGAGCUGGAGGCCAGGGAGCAGGCCUUCCAGAAGGAGAAGGAGGCCAUCAUGGACGCAGUGGCCACACGUAAGAAGAUCAUGAAGCACAAGGAGAUGGUGUGGAGAACCAACAGGAAGCUCAGCGACCUGGAGGAGGCAGCCAAGGAGAGGGCCCAGGACCUGCUGCAGAGAGCCAGCCAGCUGCAGGCCGAGCAGGAGGAGGAGCUCAGGGGCAUGAGCAAGAUCAUCCUCAAUGCCAAGUGCCAUGCCAUCCGGGAUGCCCAAAUCCUGGAGAAGCAGCUGAUUCAAAGAGAGCUGGACGCGGAGGAGAGGCGUUUGGAUCACAUGAUGGAGGAGGAACGGCAGAAGGCCGUUCAAAGGCAGGAGGAGCUGGACAGGAAGAGGAGGGAGGAGAGAAUCCGGGGCAGACGACACAUCGUGCAGCAGAUGGAAAAGAACCGGGAGGAGCGGUCGCUGCUGGCGGAGCAGCGGGAGCAGGAGAAGGAGCAGGUGCUGGCGUCCCUGCAGCAGCUCCAAGAGGAAGAUCUGCGGGACAUGGAACGAAGGCACCAGGAAAAAUUGAAGAUGCAAGCCGAGAUUAAGCGCAUUAACGACGAAAACCAGAGACAGAAAGCAGAGCUGCUCGCCCAGGAGAAGCUGGCGGACCAGAUGGUGAUGGAGUUCACCAAGAAGAAGAUGGCUCGAGAGGCAGAGUUUGAGGCUGAGCAGGAGAGAAUCCGGAGGGAGAAAGAGAAGGAGAUCACCCGGCUGAGGGCCAUGCAGGAGAAGGCGCAGGAUCACCAGGCACAGCAGGAUGCCUUGCGGGCCAAGCGCAACCAGGAGGUUGCGGACAGGGAGUGGCGCAGGAAGGAAAAGGAAAACGCGCAGAAGAAGAUGGAGACAGAGGCCAAACUGCGCCAGAGCCGGCUGGAACAGGUGGCUUUCAAGGAGCACGCUCUGGCCGUUCAGGUGCAACGGGACCGGGACGAUUUCGAGAGGAUUCUUCGGGCUCAGAGAGAGCAGAUCGAGAAGGAGCGGCUGGAGGCGGAGAAAAAGGCGGCGGGGCGCCUGCGGCACGCGGACGAGCUCCGGCGCCAAGUGCGCGAGAACCAGCAGAAGCAGGUGCAGGACCGCAUCGCCACCUUUGAGGAGGGCCGGCGUCUCCAGGAGGAGGCCCAGAAGCGGCGCGAGCGCAUCGAUGACCUCAAGAAGAAGAAGAUCCAGGAGCUGAGAGCCACCGGCCUCCCUGAGAAGUACUGUGUGGAAGCCGAGCGCAAAGCCAACAUCCUGCCAGCCGCCUCUGUGAACUGAGGGGGGGGGGGGGGCUCCGUGUCCCCGGGGACGCCUGCAAGGGGACAGGCUCUGCCCAGUCUCUGGGCGUCCAUGACUGCCGCUAGCCUAGACAUUUUAGAGGUACAGAUUAAAUUUAUCCCACUUCUUUAA